Molecule: messenger RNA, 1028 nt
Organism: Arabidopsis arenosa
Lineage: Eukaryota; Viridiplantae; Streptophyta; Magnoliopsida; Brassicales; Brassicaceae
Source: the annotation of a GenBank genome assembly
AAAGUUUCAAUUUUUCUGAGCUUCAAAAGAUCCAAUGGCUUCAUCUGCAUUUGCUUUUCCUUCUUACAUAAUAACCAAAGGAGGAGCUUCCACAGAUUCCUGCAAAUCAACUUCUCUGUCUUCUUCUCGAUCUUUGGUUACAGAUCUUUCAUCGCCAUGUCCGAGACCCAACAACAAUUUCCAUCUUUUGUUCUCCAGACCCAUCUCUUCCGGUCCCAAACACCAAUCUGCAAAGUCCGCUAAACCGGAUUCUCCAGUUCCCAGAAACUCGUUAACCGAUGCCAAACAGGUUUGUGCAGUUGGUAGGAGAAAGAGCAUGAUGAUGGGCUUACUCAUGUCUGGUUUAAUGGUUUCAGAAGCCAAUCCUCUAACAGCAUUUGCUUCGACUUCAGUGUUUAGAGAAUACAUAGAUACAUUUGAUGGAUACUCUUUCAAGUACCCUCAAAAUUGGAUCCAAGUCCGAGGAGCUGGCGCUGAUAUAUUCUUUAGAGACCCUGUUGUCCUCGACGAGAAUCUCUCAGUCGAGUUUUCUUCGCCUUCUUCCUCAAAAUACACAUCACUUGAAGACUUGGGUUCCCCUGAAGAAGUAGGAAAGAGAGUACUUAGACAGUACUUGACUGAGUUUAUGUCCACUAGACUCGGGGUUAAGCGCGAGGCCAACAUUCUAAGCACUUCCUCCAGAGUUGCAGAUGAUGGUAAACUCUACUACCAAGUCGAGGUAAACAUAAAGUCAUACGCAAACAACAACGAGCUAGCUGUGAUGCCGCAAGAUAGAGUGCCUCGUUUGGAAUGGAACCGGCGCUACCUUGCAGUCCUAGGAGUUGAGAACAACAGACUCUAUUCAAUUAGACUCCAAACACCUGAGAAAGUUUUCGUGGAAGAAGAAAAAGAUCUAAGAAGAGUCAUGGAUUCGUUUAGGGUCGAGAAGAUUUAGAAUAACUCACAUUCUCCAUAAGUUUCUUCUUAUUCCAAACCAAAAAAUCUUGUUGCUGACUACUUUUGAUUACCAAUCAAAACGAUUUUGAUUC